AUGAGGUCUUCACUGUCCUACAACUCGCUGUCGGUCCGUCCGAGUCCCAGCAGACGGGCGCUGGACUGGGAGCGCGAGCAGCUCGCCGUGCGACGACUCUCCUCCCCGCGGGGUCUCGACCUGUUCUCCCCUCCUCCUCUUCCUCGCCGGCCCUCCGCCAUCCCCAGCUACCUGCUGCCUCCGUACCAGCAGCCGGACGAGCAGCUCCACCAGCAGCACCAGGGGCAGCACCGGCGUCCGUCUCUGUCGGUGGGCUCGGACGCCUCGCUGGCGCCCCCCGCACCCCCCCCGGCGGGCGCUGCCGCCCCACCCUGCUGCCGCCCGGUGGGGGUCAUGCACCUGCUCCGGCUGGGCCUCCUGGCGUUCAGCUGCCUGUUCUGGGCGGCCGGCCUGGCCAUCUUCACCAUGGGCGUGUGGGCCCAGAUCUCCCUGGCGGAUUACAUGCUCCUGUCGGCAAACAAGUACCCCAAUGCGCCGCUCAUCCUCCUGUCCACGGGCGCCGCCGUCACCGCCUGGGGCUUCCUCGGGUGUCUGGGCGUCGCCGCGAACCUGCCCGGCGUGCUCCGGGCUUACGGGUACUUCCAGCUCGCGGCACUGGUCGGCGGUUUGGCCGCCGGACUGUCGGGCCUCUUCUACCGCGAAGACAUCGCCGGGGGAUUUCGUAGCGGCCUACAGCGAGCGGUUCUGGGCUACACCGAGGACGAGGGCCGUGCCGACGCCCUAGACAGCCUGCAGAGGGCCCUGGAGUGCUGCGGCGCCGAGGGCUGGCGCGACUGGCUCACGUCGGACUGGGCCAUCCAGCACAUGGUCUUCAUCCCCAACGAGAACGGCACCUCGGUGUCCCUGCCGGACAGCUGCUGCGUGCGGCGCAAGGGCUGCAGGAACCGGCCUCUGCUGACGGACGACGGCGUGGAAGGAGUGGCGGCGGCGGGGAUCCAUCCGCACGGCUGCUUCCGCAAAGUCUUCAGCCUGGUCAACGACAACGUGUUCCACAUCGCGGCCACGGUGCUCGGACUGGCCUUCACCCAGAUCGGAGGCAUCGCUCUGGCUUGUCUACUGGCCAACAAAAUGGCGCCGAGACAGCAUCGACACGUGGUGGCGCACUGA
This is a messenger RNA of Salarias fasciatus (jewelled blenny), 1107 nucleotides long. RefSeq names its product tetraspanin-7-like. Bases 1 to 1107 code for a protein of 368 amino acids. The record is from RefSeq and is a predicted model, not a curated record. Gene Ontology annotation, cellular component: plasma membrane. NCBI's taxonomy places the organism in Eukaryota, Metazoa, Chordata, Actinopteri, Blenniiformes, Blenniidae. The transcript has a single exon.